GCCUCCUCGCUUUCAAACUUUACGACAUCCUCAUCAUUUCUGGUCCCUUGGCCCAUUGUCUGUUGUUUUGAAUGCACCAACAGAGUCUCGAUUGCGCCUUCUCAACACGUAAACUCAGGUGAUACGCUCGUCUUGAUUGAAUCGUCACGUUCUCGAUACCAAAGCUUUGGUAGGAUCGAUCUUCGAGAGACGAUCUAUAGCUCAUUACAUAUAGCUUCUCAGCUCUCAGCUCUCUCCUCUACUUUGAUUGCCUUGAAGAUACGGCCAGCAUUUGCUCGUGUACCAAGAUGACAUCCUCUUGUUGCACAGCUCAGCUUGCGCUCUGGCGCGAGAUCGUCUCUAAAUGUCACCAGGAGACGAAGCCAGUGAACCAGCAUCUCGAUUUUAUUCGCAAGCGUUUCGAUGAACUUGACUCGGAAGGUUUCAUUUGGUCCAAACAAUCAAUCCUUGGGAUCUUUCUUCAACUCGGUCUAUCAGAAAGCCCUAUUGAUUCUUCCGCAUCUGUUAACCAAACAACCGAAUCUCACGUUCGCCCAACGGUUAAAAUUCCAUUUGACGGAGUUGAAGAAGAUACUGGAGACAAGGGAUUACGAAACACAUCGCAUGCUGUAGGUCUCAUGGACCUACCGAUUGAAGUCUUUAACAACAUACUCGAAAAGCUUGAUUGCCUGGCUGAGUCCGAAAAACAGCAAAUAACAUUCAAAAAGCAAUCAGCCCUCGUGAUGAUCACUGCCAUUCCAAGUGUCCGGGAGCCCUAUAAGACCUACUUGCACCGAAAUUCACCAAUCUUGAAUCUUACUCAAACCUUUUCGCUGACUUCGCGCGAGAUAUACAGACGUUGUGAACCAUGGCUAUGGCGAAAACUGCAGUUCCCUUCUAGCCAUCCAGCGCCAAUAGAUCUAUGGACAGAAGAUAUUCUCCUCAAACGAGGUUCCCAUGUCCGAUCUUUAACACUUACUCUCUCCGAAAACUGCAAGAAACCUUUGGACGAAUUUGCAGAUUAUGAUCCGUUCUACGACAAUCUGAUCCCUAUGUGCAAAGUUACCCCUCAGCCGAUCUCACCAAAAAACAUCCGAGACUUGAUCAUUCGGUGCCCAAACAUUUCUACGCUGAAUCUUUGUAAUAAACAUGAAGAAGACGAUGAAGACGUGGGUAGAACCGAUGCUUUCUUAUCAGAUCUAGUUCCACUCUUAUCAAGUCUUAAACAACUUCAGCAUUUGAAGCUGCACGAUGAAUAUGGCAAAACAAUUAUGACAGACUUUCCGGCGAAAGUUGUUGGUAGUCUACCAUUGCUCAAGUCGCUUAUAAUCCGUGCACGCACAUCAUCUGGAAAUCAGCAAACAGUUGGUGAUGCUUCCUUGGGAUACAAUCUAUCCAAACUUAAAUAUCUAUCACGACUGGAAUUAUGGGCCAAUGAAGAUAUAGAUGAAACAUGGUGUCUCUAUGAUUGGCCAAGGACAAUCACACAUCUUAGACUUAUCAGAUGUCGUUCAUUAUCAUUCAGUUCGGCACUUAGGGUCAUUCGCCACAUUUCACCUUACCUGACUACACUCGAGCUUGAUUUCACCAACGAUCAAGAUGAUGACGGCUUUGACAUCGACCCUAACUGGGAUCCUCAAAGCCAUCCAGUGUUUCCAUCUCUAACCUACCUGGACCUUUCGACUCAUGAGCCUCGUUCUCUGCUCAGCUUCCAAGAAUGUAAAACUUUACUUCAUCUCAAAUGGCACUUUAACACAUUAGAUCAUAUCAGGUCCCUGGAUGGAAUUCUAAGGAAAGCUACUUGGCCUUAUCUCAAGGAAUUGUCUAUACGCUUUGGACCUGCUGCAAGGUCAUCUGAUGUUCAAAAUCAAGAAUGGGCCGAUCAAUUAGUCGCGAUAGCAACUUUUUGCAAACAACACAAUGUUAAAUCGAAAAUGUGCCGGCUCAUAGAUCGUUGAUUUGGAUGUUGGGAAAUAUUUGAGGUCUUAUGGUAGAGUUUUGUAUUUUCCAAUCCCAGAUUUAUGAUGUCCAUCAGGAAUUUCACAUGGAAUGACUUUUCCGAUACUCAACUUGCCUUGUUUGUGUAAGUACUGUCAACCCCGAGUUAAUGAACACAUGUUAGAUUGAACUUUGCUACUUAACCUUCUCCUUUCCAUAACAUAUAUGAUAAUUGUACUGUUCUUGAUCACUGCUUCAAAAUUGUAUAUAAAAUCAAUCUCUUCAGAUUUCUUAUGCACCAAAGACCAAGAAAGUGGGGCAGACUCCUGAUAUCUAAUCAUGUGCAACUUAUCAACAUUCAGGCAGGCU
Melampsora larici-populina 98AG31 is the source of this 2286-nucleotide messenger RNA. RefSeq lists its product as uncharacterized. The record is from RefSeq and is a predicted model, not a curated record. Bases 288 to 1937 code for a protein of 549 amino acids. The transcript has 2 exons. NCBI's taxonomy places the organism in Eukaryota, Fungi, Basidiomycota, Pucciniomycetes, Pucciniales, Melampsoraceae.